UUGGUUAAUUAAGUAACCAACGAAAACAAAAUGGCUCUAGAACCAAACUUCCUUCUCUCAUGGAUCUUCCUAUGCAUAGCUGCAACAAUCUCCAGCACACUUUUCUUCUUCCGCAAGAAACAGCACAAGUUCAGAUCAAAGAAGCUGCAGCAGCCCAAGAAGAAGCUUCCCCCCGGAGAAAUGGGGCUUCCAUGGAUAGGUGAAACAAUGGAGUUCUACAAAGCUCAGAAAAACAACAGAGUGUUUGAAGAUUUCGUGAAUCCAAGAAUCAUCAAACAUGGCAACCUCUUCAAGACAAAAAUCAUGGGAUCACCAACAAUAGUAGUCAAUGGAGCUGAAGCCAACAGGCUAAUACUAUCUAACGAGUUUAGCUUAGUGGUGAGCUCAUGGCCUUCUUCUUCUGUUCAGCUAAUGGGUAUGAACUGCAUCAUGGCUAAGCAAGGCGAGAAGCAUAGAGUCCUUAGAGGGAUUGUAGCUAAUAGCCUUAGCUACAAUGGGUUAGAGUCCUUAUUACCUAACCUAUGUGACACUGUCCGGUCUCAUCUUGACACCCAAUGGCGAGGCAAGGAAGAGAUUAGUCUCUACCGCUCAACAAAGGCUCUAACCUUUACUGUGGUCUUUGAGUGUUUGUAUGGGAUCAAAGUAGAGCUUGGGAUGUUAGAGAUAUUUGAGAGGGUUCUAGAAGGAGUUUUCGCUUUGCCUGUUGAGUUUCCUUGUUCUAGGUUUGCUAGAGCGAAGAAAGCUAGGGUAGAGAUUGAGACAUUGCUAGUUGAGAAGGUUAGAGAGAAGAGAAGAGAAAUGGAACAAGAAGAAGGUGGUGAGAGACCAAACACAACACUCUUCUCAAGGCUAGUACAAGGGCUGAUCAAAGGCGAGAUAACAGAAGAAGAGGUUGUAGAUAACAUGGUUUUGCUAGUGUUUGCAGCUCAUGACACAACCUCUUACGCCAUGGCUAUGACUUUCAAGAUGUUGGCUCAGCAUCCAACUUGCCUUCACACUCUCCUUAAAGAACAUGUUCAAAUAAAAGCAAACAAAGGGGAAGGAGAGUACCUUACGGUUGAAGAUGUGAAGAAGAUGAAGUAUAGCUGGCAAGUUGUUCGUGAAACAAUGCGCUUAUCUCCUCCAAUCUUUGGUUCUUUCAGAAAAGCAGUUGUUGAUAUCAACUAUGGAGGAUUCACAAUCCCAAAAGGCUGGAAGGUACUUUGGACAACUUAUGGAACUCAUUACAAUCCUGAGAUUUUUGAAGAUCCAAUGAGUUUUAAUCCUUCAAGGUUUGAUAAGGCGGUACAAGCAUAUACAUAUCUUCCAUUUGGAGGAGGGCCAAGGCUUUGUGCAGGUCACCAGCUAGCAAAAGUCAGCAUCCUCGUUUUCUUGCAUUUUGUUGUGACAAGUUAUGAUUGGUCCUUGGUCUAUCCUGAUGAGACAAUCAGCAUGGAUCCUCUUCCGUUACCAUCACUAGGAAUGCCAAUAAAAAUCUCUCCCAAGGUGUCAUUAUGAUAUAAUGAAUAGAAA
This is a messenger RNA of Brassica napus (rape), 1512 nucleotides long. Its product is annotated as taxadiene 5-alpha hydroxylase-like. Gene Ontology annotation, molecular function: oxidoreductase activity, acting on paired donors, with incorporation or reduction of molecular oxygen; heme binding; monooxygenase activity. The transcript is spliced from 3 exons. The record is from RefSeq and is a predicted model, not a curated record. NCBI's taxonomy places the organism in Eukaryota, Viridiplantae, Streptophyta, Magnoliopsida, Brassicales, Brassicaceae. Gene Ontology annotation, biological process: sterol metabolic process. The coding region runs from base 31 to 1497 and encodes 488 amino acids.